Messenger RNA from Helianthus annuus (common sunflower), 4439 nucleotides. Its product is annotated as kinesin-like protein KIN-7O. The record is from RefSeq and is a predicted model, not a curated record. Bases 118 to 4266 code for a protein of 1382 amino acids. Lineage: Eukaryota; Viridiplantae; Streptophyta; Magnoliopsida; Asterales; Asteraceae. The transcript has 34 exons. Gene Ontology annotation, biological process: microtubule-based movement. Gene Ontology annotation, molecular function: ATP binding; microtubule binding; microtubule motor activity.
AAAUCGCCAAAAACGUCUCACAAUUUUCACCAAACACCACACAAGGCGGGAAACAACACAUUCAUCUUCCAAAACCCUAACAAAACUUCAACCAAAUCCUCUCAAAUCUGUUCACCAAUGGAGAGAAUCAACGUCGCAGUGAGAGCACGGCCUCUGUCACCGGAAGAUGCCAAAACCAGCCCCUGGAGAAUCUCCGGCAACUCAAUCGUCUUCGCUAAUCCUUCAACCAAGUUCGAAUUCGACCGGAUUUUCAGGGAGGAUUGUAAAACUGCGGACGUUUACGAGUCAAGAACGAAAGCUAUUGUUUCAGCAGCCAUUGGUGGUUUUAACGGCACUGUUUUUGCGUACGGACAAACUAACAGUGGCAAAACACACACUAUGCGUGGGUCUAGCGUUGAACCUGGAGUCAUUCCUUUAGCUGUGCAUGAUCUCUUUGACAUGAUACAACAGGAAAUAGAUCGGGAGUUUCUUUUGAGGAUGUCCUACAUGGAGAUCUACAAUGAGGAAAUAAAUGAUUUGUUGGCCCCAGAGCACCGGAAACUACAAAUCCAUGAAAGCAUUGAGCGUGGCAUAUUCGUUGCUGGUUUAAAAGAAGAGAUUGUUUCUAGCCCAGAGCAGGUGCUCAAAUUUAUGGAAUUUGGAGAAGCCCAUCGUCAUAUUGGGGAGACAAAUAUGAAUUUACACAGCAGUAGGUCUCAUACCAUUUUCCGAAUGAUUAUCGAAAGCAGGGAUAAAGUUGAAGAUGAAUACGCUGAGAAUUCUUGUGAUGCUGUUCGUGUAUCCGUUUUGAACUUGGUAGACCUUGCUGGUUCAGAACGAGCUGCAAAAACUGGUGCAGAAGGUGUUCGGUUAAAAGAGGGUUCCCACAUCAACAAAAGCUUAAUGACACUUGGAACCGUAAUUAAAAAGCUGAGUGAAGGUGCUGAGAGCCAAGGGGGUCAUGUUCCUUAUCGAGAUAGCAAACUUACGCGCAUCUUGCAGCCUGCACUGGGUGGGAAUGCAAACACAGCCAUAAUAUGUAACAUUACGCUAGCACAGAUUCAUGCUGAUGAGACUAAAAGCAGCCUUAUGUUUGCAAGCCGAGCUUUACGUGUUACUAACUGUGUUCAUGUGAACGAGAUUUUAACAGAUGCUGCUUUACUAAAACGCCAAAAGAAAGAAAUUGAGGAGCUUCGAGCAAAGCUGCAGGGUUCUCAUUCAGAUCACUUAGGAGAGGAGAUACUCAACUUGAGGAAUACAUUGUUACAGAGUGAACUAGAGAGGGAGAGAAUAGCUCUGGAGCUAGAAGAAGAAAAGAAAGCUCAAGCUGAAAGAGAUAAGAUGUUGCUUGAGCAAGCGAAAAAGAUUCAAAACUUGAGUUCUAUGGUUUUAAGCUCUAAUAGAGACGAAGUUAUCAAUCAUCGCAAGGAAAAGCGGCGUGAAACCUGGUGUCCAGGGAAACUUCCAGAAAAGAUGGUAAACAAGUUACCUUCCACUAUCCGGGGACAAGCUUCUGCAGUAAAACCCGUUAAAAACGACCGUGAGAGAGGACCACUUUUACCAUUUGAGGAACUAGUAAAUGAUAACUCCUCAAAUGCACUCAAGCAUGAGAGUGAAGAGAGUGAUCGUAAUAAAGUUGGACCUUGUAACUUCAGUCUUCCAAAUCCACGAUCAUUGAUACACGUUACAAGCAGACGAAAAGCCUCUGCCAGAAAAAAGAGCUUACCUGUGGAAAGUGCUGAAUUAACAGAAAUGCAAGAGGAAUACGAGAAUUUGCUUAUACAGUUUGAAACUCAGAGAACAAAGAGUGAAAUAGAAAUUGCGUACUUAACAAGAAGACUUGUGGAGGCUAACAACACAUCUAAUACUGAUGAAAAAGCAAAUGAAAUAGAGAUUUCAAUGUUGGAGAUGGAAAGGUUGCAGAAUUUGGAGUCCGCUAUUGUAUUAGAUACAAAGAAAAAUAUUGAUGAAAAAGCAAAUGAAAUGGAGGAGAAGAAUCUUGUUAUCAAGCAACUUCAGGAAAAGAUUUCAAUGUUGGAGAUGGAAAGGUUGCAGACUUUGGAGUCCGCUAUUGUAUUAGAAACAAAGAAAAAUAUUGAUGAAAAAGCAAAUGAAAUGGAGGUGAAGAAUCUUGUUAUCAAGCAACUUCAGGAAAAGAUUUCAAUGUUGGAGAUGGAAAGGUUGCAGAAUUUGGAGUCCGCUAUUGUAUUAGAAACAAAGAAAAAUAUUGAUGAAAAAGCAAAUGAAAUGGAGGGGAAGAAUCUUGUUAUCAAGCAACUUCAGGAAAAGAUUUCAAUGUUGGAGAUGGAAAGGUUGCAGAAUUUGGAGUCUGCUAUUGUAUUAGAAACAGAGAAAAAUAAGCAUGCCAGCAAUAAGCAAGAAGAGGAUGAGAAGUUAUCAGCAGACCUCCAAGAAGUAGAAUCUGAAGUUCAACAUUCAAAAACUCUUGUGCAGUCGAUGAUGGAUGAACAUUUGCAAACUUGUAGUGAAUUGUCGGAACUUAUUGCUGGUGUUAGGUCUUUCUCUUCCAUUGACUUUAUUCAAAUAAAAACACUACUUGCUGGCUAUGGAAAAGUUAAUGCUGGCUUGAAAUCCAAAGUAGAUGACCUCGAACGCGAAAAGCUUCUUAUGUACAAUCAAUCUGAGGACCUGCAGAAAAAGAUUGAAGAAGCGUUUUUGAACAGUGAAAACUCAGCAAGGGAUUUAACAGAACUUUCUGAACGUUAUGAAACAGAAAAAAACGAACUUAUUUCUGAAAUCGUAACACUCCAAGAUGAGAUAUCACGCCUUUCAUCUUCCAUCUUGUUUAAAGAGAAGGAAAGUUUGAGAAAAGAUCUCGAGAAAACAAAAGCAAAACUUAAAGAAACAGAGUCUAAGUUAAGAAAUACAAUUCAAGAGAAAACAAAGUUAGAGGGUGAAAAAGCAUCCGCAGAGAGAGAAAUAAAACGGUUACACAGUCAGAAGGCUAUUCUUGAACGUGAUAUGACCAAACGUGAGACAAUUGCUGGGAGAAGGCGUGAUUCAGUUAUGGAUAGAAGCUCAAAUAUUUUUGACUCAAGAAAAGUCAAAGGAUCUGGUGUUGAUCAGGAAGAGUACAGAAAACUCGAAGUUCUUGCAUUUGAGAUGGAGACAACUAUCGGUUCUCUAGAAGAAAAAUUAGCAAUUGCUAAUGACGAAACACAACAGGCGGUGUUCAGAUCUGAAACACUUAUCUUUGAAGUAGAAGAAUUAACUGAAAAACUAAACUUUUCCAACUCAGAGUUGCAAAAAUUAGAGGAGCUGGUUUCAAGUCUUAGGGCCGAACUAGAAGAGGUAGCACAACGUAAUGAGAAUGCAGAUAGCUCUAUUAGUAGGUUGCUGGAGGAAAAGGAAGAAAUGGCUAUGCAACUUACCGAUGCUCUUCUGGCGAUCGAGGAGGAAAGGGCUAUAUGGUCCACGACAGAAAAAGCUUCAGUUGAAGCCAUCGAAAACAAAGCAAAAUCGUGUAGUACUGAGAUUGCUUUGUUAACAGAUGCAAUGUCAAAGGCGAAGGACGAAUUAGAGGUCUGCAGAGAAGAAUGUCAGGUCAUCAGUGAAAAACUGGCUUUUGCGGAGGAGAAAGUGAAAGCGGAGAAGGUGUGCAGUGCGGAAAAAUCACUUGAAGUUGAGCAAUUAAAGAAUGAUAUCAAAUUGCUUGAUGAUCAGAGAAGAUUAACCGAAGAUGCUUUGAAGUCAAAGCUAGAAACUCUUUCUUUGGAUCAUCGAAAUGCGUGUGAAAAAGUCGAUAAACUUAUGAUGGAUCUGGAUGCACUUAGUAAGGAAAGAGAUGACUUGGCAGUCAAAGUGAAGGAGUUCGGUCAAACUUCAGUGCCUAUAGAUGAUUUCAAGAAAUUACAAAAUCAGCUUCUUGAAAUUACAAAAGAACGAGACGAAGUGCUGACUCAGAUUCAAGAAUUGCAGAAUCAUAAAGCCGAACAACAAUUGCUCAUGGAAAAAUGUAACGAAAAGCUUUCAAAUUUAAAAGCUGAAGUUGAAGAUCUAAAAAUGAAACUAUCUACUUCCACUCUAGAACCCAAGAUUCAUAUUGAGGGUAAAAACAGCAGACAAUCAGCAAAAUUGAGAAUGAGGCUGCAUGGGGCACAGACAAAGCUGGAUAGCAUUCGGGUGAGAUGCAAAGAACAAGCACAAGAGAAAGAGUACAUGCAUAAGCAAUUUGAAGAAGCUACGAUGAAGUUAAAGAAAGAGUUGGUGUCACGAGGAAGUGAGAUCCUCAAUCUCAAGAAACAACUUGUUGCUCUUUCCUCAUGAUUUGUUGUUUGUGUACAGAGUUUGUCAUAAAUUGAAAAACACGUCGGAUAUCACAUUUUUGAUCGUCUUUGGAGGUAGAAAUGGGCAGGAUGAUAAGGGUCUAAUUUAUUUGUCUUCUACAAAUUGUAAUGUAAACAUUGCUAACUAUAAUGUAUUAUUGGAUGUUAUAAUUC